Penicillium bovifimosum is the source of this 1035-nucleotide messenger RNA. RefSeq lists its product as uncharacterized. The transcript has 4 exons. The record is from RefSeq and is a predicted model, not a curated record. The coding region runs from base 1 to 1035 and encodes 344 amino acids. Lineage: Eukaryota; Fungi; Ascomycota; Eurotiomycetes; Eurotiales; Aspergillaceae.
AUGACGAAACUAUUCCUCACCGGGGUCACCGGCUACAUCGGCGGCGACGCCUUAGCCACACUCGUAGCCAAACACCCAGAGUUCUCCUACACCGCGCUGGUUCGCAGCACCGAAAAGGCCGAAAAAGUAAAAGCCCAAUACCCAUCCAUCCGAACGGUAAUCGGAGGUUUGGACGAUUCCGCCUUGAUCGAGAAAGAGAGUGCCGCGGCAGACAUCGUGCUGCACACUGCGGAUUCCUCCGACCAUGUGGGAGCAGCUAAAGCCAUAAUUGCCGGUCUGGUCGCCGGCCACAGCAAGGAAAACCCAGGCUACUGGCUGCACACAGGCGGCACGGGCAUCCUGACAUAUGAAGACACCGAUAAGAACGAAUACGGAAAUAGAAGCGAGCAUGUGUACAACGACUGGGAUGGAGUAGAUGAGCUCCUCAAUCUACCUGAUCACGCAUUCCAUCGGAAUGUCGACAAACUCGUCCUCGAGGCUGCAGCCAAGCACUCAGACGUUCUCAGGACAGCACUUGUCUGUCCGCCCACUAUCUACGGAACAGGACGCGGUCCAAUCUCCCAACGCAGCCGCCAAGUCUACGAACUAGCAAAACUAACCAUCCGCCAACAAAAAGGUCCCAUAAUUGGCGCCGGCCAGUCAAUCACUAAUCACAUCCACGUCCACGAUUUAAGUGACGUCUACGCUCGACUCGUCGACGCGGCAAUCGCAGGCCGAACAGACGACGGCCUCUGGGGUCCCAGAGCCUACUAUCUCACCGAGAACGGCGAGCACUGCUGGGGAGACAUAGCAAAAGCCACAGCCGAGAUAGCCGCCAAAUUGGGGUACAUUCCCGAAGCCAAGACCGGACCUCUCGAUCUCGAAAGUGCCAGGCAGAAUGCAGGAUAUGAGUCUGUUAGCUGGGGGUUGAAUUCUCGCGGACGUUCGCUGCGGGCGCGUAAGCUUUUAGGUUGGAAGCCUUCGGCGCCUGGGUUAGUGGAAACGUUACCGGAGAUUGUGAGUGGUGAGUGGCGGUUGCUGCAAGAGAAGGCCUGA